CGGACCCGGGACGGGGUUUAGACCGGAUCCAGAGGUACCGGGAGUCCUGGAGAAGUUCGGAUUAAAGUCCGUCAAACAGCUCCUCCCCCCGCUCCUCCUCCUCUGGGUCGAUGCCGGAUCUGUGAGUCUGGACUCUGUGGACUGUGGGGGGGGAAGUGGUCUACGGCGGGUCCGGGUCUCUGUUUACCGCGGAGCAAAGUGCAAAGGUCCGGUCAGACCCAGAUAUGAGCCUGGAUCUGCACUGAAGGACUCUGACAUCCACCAGAAGCCGAGCUCACCAGACCAGGACCAGGACUAGACCAGGACCAGGACCACAAAUAGACCGGGAUGUCCUGCCUGUUGAGGGGAGUUCUGCGGAGACAGGGCGGUGUGGGGGCCACUGUCGGGGUCCGGGCCCUGGCCUCUGUCCCGUCGCUGCCCCCCGCCGUGGCCGAGUUCGUGCAGCGGGCGGUGGAUGAGUGUAAGCCCGCCGGCGUGCACGUGGUGACGGGAACGCCGGAGGAGUCAUCCAACAUCCUGGCAGGUCUGGAGAAGGAAGGGAUGGUCAAGAGGCUUCCCAAAUACCAGAACUGUUGGUUGGCCCGUACAGACCCCAAGGACGUGGCCCGGGUGGAGAGCAAGACGGUGAUCGUGACCAAGAACCAGAGGGACACCAUCCCCAUCCCAGCCGGGGGGGCCAAGAGCCAGCUGGGAAACUGGAUGAGUGAGACGGACUGGAUGACGGCCCGGAAGGAACGGUUCCCAGGAUGCAUGGCAGGUCGGACCAUGUAUGUCAUUCCCUUCAGUAUGGGACCUGUCGGCUCAGCGUUGACCAAAUAUGGAGUUCAGGUGACGGACUCGCCGUACGUGGUGGCCAGUAUGGGCAUCAUGACUCGUAUGGGCACCCCCGUCCUCAACAAACUGGCAGAAGGGGUGGAGUUUGUUCGCUGUCAGCACUCUCUGGGUCGGCCUCUACCGCUCACAGCCCCCCUGGUGAACUCGUGGCCCUGUAACCCAGACAAGGUCAUCAUCUCUCACCUGCCCGACACCAGGCAGAUCAUGUCGUUCGGCAGCGGUUAUGGAGGAAACUCACUGCUGGGGAAGAAGUGCUUCGCUCUGCGCAUCGCCUCCCGCAUCGCCAAGGACGAAGGCUGGCUGGCCGAACACAUGCUGAUCCUGGGAAUCACAAACCCUCAGGGAGUGAAGCGUUACGUGGCGGCGGCGUUUCCCAGCGCCUGUGGUAAAACCAACCUGGCCAUGAUGAAACCGUCUCUGCCCGGAUGGAAGGUGGAGUGUGUGGGCGACGACAUUGCAUGGAUGAAAUUCGACAGCCAAGGGAAACUGAGGGCCAUCAACCCAGAGAACGGAUUCUUCGGCGUGGCCCCGGGCACUUCGGACAGGACCAACCCGUACGCCAUGUCCACCAUCGCCAAAAACACCGUGUUCACCAACGUCGGCGAGACCAGCGACGGAGGCGUGUGGUGGGAGGGGCUGGACCCGCCCCCCGCCAGCGUCACCCUCACAGACUGGCACGGAAAAACCUGGACCAAAGGCAGCUCCACGCCGUGCGCCCACCCCAACUCCAGGUUCUGUGCUCCGGCCGCCCAGUGUCCGAUCAUCGACCCCCAGUGGGAGAGCGAGGAGGGGGUCCCCAUCGACGCCAUCAUCUUCGGAGGCAGAAGGCCGGAGGGAGUUCCUCUGGUUUAUGAAUCUUUCAACUGGAAACAUGGAGUUUUCGUUGGAGCCGCCAUGAGAUCUGAGGCCACGGCAGCUGCUGAGCACAAAGGUAAGGUGAUCAUGCACGACCCCUUCGCCAUGCGCCCGUUCUUCGGGUACAACUUCGGAGACUACCUCGCUCACUGGCUGAGCAUGGAGUCCCGCAAGGCGCCCACUCAGCUGCCCAAGAUUUUCCACGUCAACUGGUUCAGGAAGGACCCCGCCACCGGCAGCUUCCUCUGGCCCGGCUUCGGUGAAAACGCCCGCGUCCUGGAGUGGAUCUUCAAGCGCUGCAGCCGCCAGAGCGAGGACGAGGCGGCCAAGAAGAGCAUCAUCGGUUGGCUCCCCGAGAACGGCGCCAUCGACACCAGCGGGCUGGGCGGCCAGGUGGACAUGGGCGCCCUGUUCGACGUGCCCAAGGGCUUCUGGCAGAACGAGACCAAGGAGCUGAGGGGCUACUUCAGCCAGCAGGUCGGCGCCGAUCUGCCCGCCCAGGUGGAGGCGGAGCUGAAGGCGCUGGAGGACCGGGUUCACAACUGAAACCCUCAUGAUCCAGAUGUUUAUGGUGUAACCAGAGCCGCUGAGUUUACGUACACACAGAAACAAGCUGUUAACUUAUCACCUGGUUGGUGUAGAGCAGGGGUGUCAAACAUACGGCCCCUGGACCAAAACCGGCCCACCACAGGGUCCAAUCCCACCCAUGGAUGAAUCUGUAAUGUGCAAAAAUUACACUGACGAUAUUAACAAUAAAGGAGGUUAAACUUAUUUUAGUUCAGGUUCCACAUACAGACCAGUAUGACCUCAAGUGGGUCAGAUCAGUCAAAUAACAGCAUAAAAACUAAACAUUUUCACUAGAUUUUCAAGUGAAACAAGUCCGAUUUUAUUAUGAAAAUAUUUGCAUCUACAAACUAUCUUUAAAGAAAAAUGUGAAUAACCUGAAACAACUUGAGAUUUCUGUAGAAAAAUAAGUGUAAUUUACCAAUAUUCCAUUAAUAUCCAUUAAUAUUCCAAUAUCUGUAGAUCCACUGUGAUCUGUAAGUUGUAAUGCACAUGUGUAAAUGAUAAACUGAGGCAUUUUAGUUCAAUCAAUCAAUCAAACAAACCAUCAAAUUUUAUUUAUAUAUCACCGAGUCAUAACAAAAGUUUAUCUCAUGACUCUUUACAUAUAGAGCUGGAAUAAACCAGACUCUGAAGCCAAUUUACAGAAACCAACAAAUCCUCCAGGAGCAAACACUUGGUGACAGUGGAAGGAAAAACUACCUUUAACAGCAGAAACCUGGAG
Sphaeramia orbicularis (orbiculate cardinalfish) is the source of this 2977-nucleotide messenger RNA. RefSeq names its product phosphoenolpyruvate carboxykinase 2 (mitochondrial) (gene pck2). The coding region runs from base 328 to 2235 and encodes 635 amino acids. The record is from RefSeq and is a predicted model, not a curated record. Gene Ontology annotation, cellular component: cytosol. Gene Ontology annotation, molecular function: phosphoenolpyruvate carboxykinase (GTP) activity; GTP binding; manganese ion binding. The transcript is spliced from 11 exons. NCBI's taxonomy places the organism in Eukaryota, Metazoa, Chordata, Actinopteri, Kurtiformes, Apogonidae. Gene Ontology annotation, biological process: response to starvation; cellular response to insulin stimulus; oxaloacetate metabolic process.